AUGGCGGACGCGGUGCUGCUAAUAAGACGUCGUCGACGUCGAAUGAUUCGAUUGAACCGUUAUUGGAGUCUAAAAGAUGUGAGUGAUCCAUUUCGAAUGAGAAGUAAAGCUUUUGUUAGGAGAUUUCGAUUGUCGAAACAAACAGCGUGGAAUCUGUGCGGGGAACUAAAGGUUGUACUUCUAAGAAGGAACCUCUUGCAUCUGAAUGGAUAUCCCUUGGAGUUACAAGUUCUGAAUACUCUUCGCAUCCUUGGAAGUGGAAGCUUUCAAACUGUUGCAGCUGAUGGUGUCCUCGCCGAAAUAGAUCAGUCGACUGUAUCUCGGCACAUGAAGAGAAUUUUGGAUUGCAUCAUUGAUUUAAGGAGAACACACAUCACUUUUCCAGUUGGAAAUGAUAUUCCAUUGGCGACUGCAGCAUUCUAUGAUGACCUUUCGUUCCCUAAUACAAUAGGAGCGAUUGAUUGCACACAUGUCCGUAUUGAGCGCCCACCAAAUAAUGAGUGGUUCGUGUACCUCAACAGACAUGCGCACUUCACGAUAAAUGUUCAGAUGGUUGCAAAUUCCAAGAUGAAAUUUCUGGAUGUGGUAGCAAGGUGGCCGGGCAGCAGCCACGACUCCUUCAUCUGGAAGAUGAGUAAUUUGAGAACUAUAUUUGCUGGAAACACAAUUCCUAGCCGGACUUUUCUUUUGGGUGAUAGCGGCUACCCAUUAGAGCCUUGGCUGAUGAUCCCAUAUGCCCCCUCAAAUGUUGCCCGAGAGCAAGUGUACAACAAAAAGCACAAAAAGGCCAGAAAUGUUGUGGAGCGGGCAUUUGGUCUUUUAAAAAAUCGAUUCAGAUGCCUGCACUCAUCGGGAGGAAUUUUAAUGUACACUCCUGCAAAAGUGUGUCGUAUUAUUAUGGCUUGUGCAGUUUUGCACAAUAUGUGUAUAACACAAAACGACCACUGGGAUGAUGACAGUCCAGAUCCAAAAGAUGUUUCAGAGGAGGAAGAUGAUAUCGAUCGAAGUUGGGGAACCGAUGGUACAUCUUUGCAUGAUCUUGGAAGUAUGUACAGAGAUGAAUUGGCAAUUCAUUUUAGCCGCACUGGGCAUUAA
This is a messenger RNA of Uloborus diversus, 1095 nucleotides long. Its product is annotated as putative nuclease HARBI1. NCBI's taxonomy places the organism in Eukaryota, Metazoa, Arthropoda, Arachnida, Araneae, Uloboridae. The coding region runs from base 1 to 1095 and encodes 364 amino acids. The record is from RefSeq and is a predicted model, not a curated record. The transcript has 3 exons.